CAUAUCAUAGCCGUUACAAAUAUUCCCACAAUUAUCCCAAGGGCAUUCUCGUAAUUCCACACCACCAAUCUUCUUCCCCUCCCCCUCUGGUCUCACUACUACAAAAUCACUUCUCACUUCAUCUCACUCUACCUACUCACUCCACCUAUACAUACAAAAGCACACCUAUACAUACACACACAGUCAUGACUGAACCAGCACCACCGCCGGCGAAAGCCGAAGCUCUAGUCGUCGCCGGCUCCGGCGAGACGUCGGAGUCCGCCGGAGGAGGCGCCGGAGGAGCGAUGAGUAAUGACAGGGUGAUGGCGAUGAUGAUGUACAACAGAGGAGUGAAGAAAGCGAAGAAGGAGAGGAGUGGAUGUACUGCGAAAGAGCGGAUUAGUAAGAUGCCUCCGUGUGCUGCUGGCAAACGUAGCUCCAUCUAUCGCGGCGUCACGAGGCAUAGAUGGACUGGUCGUUAUGAAGCUCACCUUUGGGAUAAAAGUACUUGGAACCAGAACCAGAAUAAGAAGGGAAAGCAAGUUUACCUGGGUGCAUAUGAUGAUGAAGAAGCUGCAGCGAGAGCAUAUGAUCUUGCAGCCUUGAAAUAUUGGGGACCAGGGACGCUCAUAAAUUUUCCGGUUACAGAUUACACAAGAGAUCUUGAUGAGAUGCAAAACCUCUCAAGGGAGGAUUACCUUGCAUCACUUAGAAGAAAGAGUAGUGGCUUCUCAAGAGGUACCUCUAAAUACCGUGGGCUUUCGAGAUGGGAAUCAUCAGUCAGUCGAAUGGAUGGAGCUGAUUACUUCAACAGCAUAAAUUAUGGUGAUGAUGCUACUCCAGAUGGUGAAUCUCUGGGCGGUUAUUGUAUAGAUAGAAAGAUCGAUUUAACAAGCUACAUUAAGUGGUGGGCGGCGCCUAACAAAUCUCGUCAAACAGAUCUGCACACAAAAUCAUCAGAUGAAACUAAAUACAGUGGCUCUGAAGACAUUAGUAGUGAGCUUAAAGCAUUCGACUGGGCUAUGCCACCCACUGAGCCAUACCAGAUGCCCCAUUUAGGUAUUUCUCGUGAGGGAAAGAGGCUUAAAGCUUCCACGAGUUCAGCACUGAGCAUUUUAUCUCGAUCUGCAGCCUACAAGAGCCUGCAAGUAAAAGCACUAAAAAAGAAAGAAGCCGUCAUUGAGAAUGAUGAGAAUGAAAACAAAAAUAGUGUCAACAAAAUAGAAUACGGCAAAGCAGUCGAGAAAUCAAGUAAUGAAGGCGGAAGUGAAAGAUUGGCAGUUACGUUAGGAAUGUCAGGAGGAUUGUCUCUUCAGAGGAAUUUGUAUCCAUUGGCGCCAUUUUUGACUGCUCCGCUUAUGACCAGUUAUAACACAGUUGAUCCCUUGACGGAUCCUAUUCUUUGGGCAUCUCUUCUUCCUAAUCUUCCUAGCGGAUCUUCUCGUAUUCCAGAGGUAACAAAGACAGAGACUUCGGACUAUACUUUCUACAGUUCAGAAAAUCAAAAUUAAUUCCUCCAAAUCCUAAUUAAGUUUGUUAUCUGAGUUCCAUCGAGGUAUAUGUGAUGCAGAGCAAAUUCAGUAUCUUGUUGGAGUGUUAAGAUUUUUAAAGUUCAUAGUUUUAUACUUACUGCACAUGCUUGUAUAAUAGGGAUUUUGAAGAGUCGGUUGAAGAAGCUAUUAUGUUUGAAUCUUGUAUAUCUAUAUGUAGGAGAUAUGUGCUAUAUAGCUAGUAGUUUUCUUUUAGCUUUUGCAACAUGUAUACUGCUGGGAGAUGUCCGCAGAGUUUUGUUUUUUAGAAAUAAAAGUUGACAUAGUUAUGCUAUUA
This is a messenger RNA of Daucus carota subsp. sativus, 1806 nucleotides long. RefSeq names its product AP2-like ethylene-responsive transcription factor At2g41710. Gene Ontology annotation, molecular function: DNA-binding transcription factor activity; DNA binding. The record is from RefSeq and is a predicted model, not a curated record. Lineage: Eukaryota; Viridiplantae; Streptophyta; Magnoliopsida; Apiales; Apiaceae. Gene Ontology annotation, biological process: regulation of DNA-templated transcription. The transcript is spliced from 9 exons. Bases 186 to 1490 code for a protein of 434 amino acids.